Messenger RNA from Saitoella complicata NRRL Y-17804, 1195 nucleotides. Its product is annotated as alpha/beta-hydrolase. Bases 70 to 1179 code for a protein of 369 amino acids. NCBI's taxonomy places the organism in Eukaryota, Fungi, Ascomycota, Saitoellomycetes, Saitoellales, Saitoellaceae. The record is from RefSeq and is a predicted model, not a curated record. The transcript is spliced from 2 exons.
GCCUGAACACAUGAGCAGAGAUCCCAUACCGAGCCGCCGAAGAGACGGAGGGAAAGCCGAGAAGCGAUCAUGUCACGUUCGUCGAGGUUUGUUAUCAAGAAUCAUGUUGUUCCGGCUGCGAGUCCAAGGGCUUGGCCGAGGUGUACGGCGCAUCCAUCGGAUGUUUUGCGGUUGGCGUUAAAUCAGUAUACGCCGGUGGAGAACACUACGCCGAGGAAGGGCGAUGCUACGAUCAUUAUGAAUCACGCCAAUGGCUUCCACAAGGAGCUGUAUGAGCCGUUCUUGGAGGUACUCGUGGAUCGUCUACGUGAAGCCGGUGUCGGCGUCCGAGGGAUCUGGGCUGCGGACGUCGUCAGUCAGGGUGAAAGCGGGGUAAUUAAUGAGGGCAAACUCGGUGACGAAUUCUGCUGGACGGAUCAUGCCCGUGACAUCCUCCACCUCAUUCAAACCCACGAACUCACUCCUGCUCACACCUCAGGCCCCCUACUCGGCCUCGGCCACUCCAUGGGCGGCAAUCAAAUCUUCCAUUCAGCAAUCAUGCACCCACGUCUCUUCACUGCCAUCGUCGGAAUCGACCCCAUCAUCGAACCCGGACUAACAGCUGGUCACGCUCCCGCUAAAGCCAGUAUCCGUCGUCGUGAUAUUUGGUCGAGUAUGGACGAGGCUAGGGCGUACUUUAAGAGCAAGCCCUUCUAUCAGAGCUGGGAUCCGAGGGUGUUGGAGUUGCAUAUGCAGUUUGGGUUGAGGGAGUUACCGACGCCUACUUAUCCCGACAAGAAAGGCGUGACGUUGACGACGACAAAGGAUCAGGAGGUGUGGUCGUUCUUGCGUCAUGCCCCGCCAAACCCGCCAGGUCGUCCCGAAGCUGUCGAUGUAUUCAAGAAGCUAGGAGGCCUCGGUGAUCUUCCGGUGAUGUAUCUUCUCGGCGAGAAAUCGCAUAUCAACACAGAGAAGGGAGUGAAGGCGAAGCGUGAUGCAACACCAGGGGCUGAGUUUGCGUGGAUCAAGGACGCUGGUCAUCUCGUCCCACAGGAGAAGCCUGUCGAAACAGCAGAAGUCAUUGCCGAAUUUCUGACGAAAGCAGUUGCUGAAUGGCGGAAGGAGUGGGAUACAGACAUGAACCAGAAGAGAAGCAAGGUCAUGUCGGAGCAGUACAAAGAAGCCGUAGCAAAGCUGUAGAUUGAAGAGUUCUCCU